Molecule: messenger RNA, 1247 nt
Organism: Plectropomus leopardus (leopard coralgrouper)
Lineage: Eukaryota; Metazoa; Chordata; Actinopteri; Perciformes; Serranidae
Product: protein YIPF7
Biological process (GO): vesicle fusion with Golgi apparatus; endoplasmic reticulum to Golgi vesicle-mediated transport
Cellular component (GO): trans-Golgi network
Source: RefSeq, a predicted model, not a curated record
UGAGACCAAAUCCAAAUAUAGCCAGCUAUUUAUAGAACAACUACUCACAGACUGGGCUUCACAUGUUCUCUGCCCUGACACCAGCACACUGCCCUGUGAGGGGACUGGGAGGAAAUCAGUCUACACUGUUUGGCUUUGGACUGUAGACUCAAACAGCAUGGGGGACUUCCAGAACUUUGAACAGGACUUCUACCAAACAGGAUAUUAUGUGGAUGACCAGGGUAACACCGUGGCCUACUACGAUCAGUACGAUUCCUCAAGCCCUGCUUAUUACAAUACUGGAGCACAGCCGUUCGUGCCUGGUGCUCUGGAUCCUUCCAUGGAGCAGCAGUACACUGAACAGUUCUACCAACCUGCCGAAAGCACAGGAACAGAUUCUCUUGAAGAGGAACCCAGCCUUCUUGAAGAGCUUGGCAUCAAUUUUGACCACAUCUGGCAGAAGACCCUGACUGUGUUGAACCCUCUGAAGCCUGCAGACGGCAGCAUCAUGAAUGAGACUGAUCUAACAGGUCCCAUCCUCUUCUGUGUUGCACUGGGCUUCACUUUAAUGAUGGCAGGAAAAGUCCACUUUGGGUAUGUGUAUGGGAUCAGUGCUACAGCCUGUAUCGGGAUGUACGUUCUGCUGAGUCUGAUGAGUUCUGUGGCAGUGUCUUAUGGCUGUGUGGCCAGCGUCCUGGGCUACUGCCUCCUGCCCAUGGUGGCCCUCUCUGCAUUUGCUGUCUUCUACUCUUUGCAAGGUGUCCUGGGAACAGUUCUGGCCGUGUUAGCGAUCUGUUGGUGUAGUCUCUCUGCCUCGAAGAUCUUCAUCUCCACCCUGGCUAUGGAGGGCCAGCAGCUGUUGGUGGCUUACCCAUGUGCCCUGCUCUAUGGGAUCUUUGCACUGCUCACUGUGUUCUAAUCAUCACCAGAUCAUAUGCAUGCUAUUUUAUUACAUAGGAAAAUAUUAUUAAAGUUACAAUCUGUUUUAUUCAUGCCAAAAAAGUUAGAGGAAGUUAUUUUAUUGACAUACCUAUUAGUCUCAUCAGGUAAAGUGCUCAAUGGGAUUUAAACAGAUACUGGGAAUUUGGUGGGUGAUUGCAUGCGGUAUGUAGAGCUUCAGGUCAAGGCUGAAUGGUUUAACUUCCUCUCUGUUUCAAUUUUGUUUUAUUUUUUUAAAUGAAGCUAUAUUUAAUACUUCUACAUGGUAGAUAUUUGACUGAUACAAUGUCUACUAUGAUACCUUAAUGCCUUGUAUGUUAUUUAUUCUG